AUGUCGGAGAUUGUCGACACCGAGCUGCUGGUCAACUGCACCAUUCUCGCCGUCCGGCGGUUCGAGCUGAAUAGCAUUGUGAACACCACGCUCCUGGGCAGUCUCAACAGAACCGAGGUGGUCAGCCUCUUGUCGAGCAUUAUCGACAAUCGGGAUAAUCUCGAGAGCAUCAACGAGGCCAAAGACUUUCUGACCGAGUGUCUGUUUCCAUCGCCGACAAGACCGUACGAGUUGCCAUGGGAGCAGAAAACGAUUUGGGCCAUCAUUUUCGGUCUGAUGAUGUUUGUGGCCAUUGCAGGCAAUGGUAUUGUUCUCUGGAUCGUUACAGGACAUCGCAGCAUGAGGACGGUCACAAAUUACUUCCUGCUGAACCUGAGCAUCGCCGACCUGCUGAUGUCGUCGCUGAACUGCGUCUUCAACUUUAUAUUCAUGCUGAACUCAGAUUGGCCAUUCGGUUCGAUUUAUUGCACAAUCAACAAUUUCGUGGCCAACGUCACGGUCUCCACGUCGGUCUUCACGCUCGUGGCUAUAAGUUUCGAUAGAUACAUCGCCAUUGUGCAUCCGCUGAAGCGCCGCACGUCGCGUCGGAAGGUGCGCAUCAUCCUGGUCCUGAUCUGGGCACUCAGCUGUGUGCUGUCGGCGCCAUGUCUGCUCUACUCCAGCAUCAUGACCAAGCACUAUUACAAUGGAAAAUCGAGGACAGUCUGCUUCAUGAUGUGGCCAGAUGGACGAUAUCCCACUUCAAUGGCGGACUAUGCAUACAACCUGAUCAUCCUAGUUCUGACCUACGGCAUUCCCAUGAUUGUGAUGCUCAUCUGCUACUCCCUCAUGGGUCGCGUCCUAUGGGGCAGUAGAUCGAUCGGCGAGAACACGGAUCGCCAGAUGGAGUCGAUGAAGUCGAAGCGGAAGGUGGUGCGCAUGUUCAUCGCCAUCGUGUCCAUCUUUGCCAUUUGCUGGCUGCCGUAUCACCUGUUCUUCAUCUACGCCUACCACAACAACCAGGUGGCAUCCACGAAGUACGUGCAGCACAUGUAUCUCGGUUUCUACUGGCUGGCCAUGUCCAAUGCCAUGGUCAAUCCGCUCAUUUACUACUGGAUGAAUAAGAGGUUCCGGAUGUACUUCCAGCGGAUCAUCUGCUGCUGUUGCGUGGGCCUCACCCGCCAUCGAUUCGACUCGCCGAAGAGCCGGCUGACGAACAAGAACAGCUCACACCGGCACACAAGAGGUGGGUACACCGUCGCCCACUCGCUCCCCAACUCCUCCCCCCCUACCACCCAAACUAUUUUGGCCGUCCUGGCCCAGACUCAGCCUAUGCCUCAGACCCAGUUGCUCUUGUCCCACCACUCACCACAUCCCACGCAACCUUCCGCAGCGGAGACCAAGAGUCAGUGGAAGCGCAGCACGAUGGAGACGCAGAUCCAGCAGGCGCCGGUCACCAGCUCUUGCCGGGAGCAGCGGAGUGCACAGCAGCAGCAGCCGCCCGGAAGUGAAACCAAUCGGGCAGCCGUCGAGUGCAUCAUGGAACGGCCGGCGGAUGGGUCCAGUUCGCCGCUGUGCCUUUCGAUCAACAACAGUAUCGGCGAGCGGCAGCGCGUGAAAAUCAAAUACAUCUCCUGUGACGAGGACAAUAAUCCCGUGGAGCUCAGUCCCAAGCAGCUGUGAUGUUAUCCCGAUUUGUCCUGACACUGAAACGGAUUGUGAAUCCUCCUGGCCUUCGCCUCGUUUCGCUGCGGGGGAAAUGCAAUUUGCCACUGCUGGCUCUACUCUAUACAUAUACUCACAUUCACAAAGAGAUGAAACAUGUUUGCAUAGCAGGGUGGGUCGAUUUUAAGUGGGAACUUUAAGUACUGAAUAUUAACUAUUAAAUCGUUAGCCUCUGUUAUGUAAAGUAGUUUCGUUCCCAAUGAAUUAUUAUUCCCCCCUCUGUCCGCUAUAUAAAUUUCUUAUUUCACUUAAAGUUCUAUUGCACUUCUGCAAGUCGAGUCACCCUAAUGCGAAGUCAAAGUCGAAUUUCUGGUUGUCAAAAGAAAAUGCUUCAGCAAGAAGGAAAAACUUACCAAUAAAUUGAAUUUGUACGUAUUUGUAUAGAAGAAUCUAUCGACACUUUAACCAUCGAAGAGCUGUAAGUUUUAACUGUUGUAAACAUCUAGGCUAAGUCAAGUUUGUAAAUACAUUCUGUGUAUAACUGAUAAAUGCAUCUGCGUAUAUGUUGUGCUAUUUGAGUAAAAGAAUUACACGAGUCAUGGAAUUUCUCA
Messenger RNA from Drosophila sechellia, 2255 nucleotides. RefSeq names its product Tachykinin-like receptor at 86C (gene TkR86C). The transcript is spliced from 7 exons. Gene Ontology annotation, biological process: G protein-coupled receptor signaling pathway. Lineage: Eukaryota; Metazoa; Arthropoda; Insecta; Diptera; Drosophilidae. Gene Ontology annotation, molecular function: tachykinin receptor activity. Gene Ontology annotation, cellular component: plasma membrane. The coding region runs from base 1 to 1662 and encodes 553 amino acids. The record is from RefSeq and is a predicted model, not a curated record.